UACGUUGUCACAUUGCAGAUAAACAUGCAAACGCAACUAUAGAAAACAAAAAUAUAUCAAACACAUCCAAGAUUGAAAGCAAAAUCAAAGAAUCCAACAGAACCGUAGUAAAAAGGAGUGCAGAUGGCGACAGUAUAUUUUGGAACGACAUGUAUGAUGAUGAAUAUGGUAACAAGGACCCGAUGGAAGAUGAUAUGAAGGAUAAAUCCGCCAUUAAAUUUGAUGAUCUUAUGGGCAAAGAUCACUGGAUAGGUUCGAAGUUCAAGAUGCUAGCUAAAAGUAUAAAAGAUAGAAGGAAUCGUAUCAAGGAAAGGAAGAAGUAUCGGAAUUUUAAAAAUGUAAGAAACAAAACUAAUACAAAUGUCAAGAGAUCAGUUCCAGUACCUAAAAAGAAGAACUCCGGCAAGCGUGUGUUUGAAGAACUAACGGCGAACAUGAAGAGAGUGUGUAAUGAAGCUGCCCAGGCCAUCCGUGAAACUACCAAUAGGGAAGUGCGAGCUGAUAAUAGCGAGCAGGCGUCUUCGCUGAUGCAGCAGGUAGUCGGUCUCAUGACGGAGCUGGUAGACCUACAGGUCCGAGAGAAGACCUGCAUUCAUUUACCGGAAGACCUACGCAGCUUCCUGGUUUGGUUAACAUCGCCGAGCAGUGAAGAAUACAACGAUGCGGGUUUCCCUGUCAAUAAUGACGAUCCCGUUCCAAUGUUGAAUCUGCGUAACUUGGAUGAUAAUUUGUCUUCCGACGCAAGGAGCGAGUGCUUGGGCACUAUACACGAUGUGGAAGACCUCAUAAUGCAAUAUGAUGAGAUGAGUGAGGAGGACAAGAGCAAAAUGAGCGGCGUAAGGGAGUAUCUAGAGCAUCAGUUACACUAUUUACACAUGCAGUUGUCCAACUUCAACGAAUAUGGGUCCACAGUUAUGUACCAAGAACAGAUCCGAAAGCGUCGGCAACCAAAACGAUUAAACAGACAACGAAAACGAAAUUCACACAAGUUCCUAAAAUACUACGGCAAGAAACAUACUAAAUACACCAUUUUUGAUGAAGUUACUGAUGAUUAUAGGAGUAUAAAAGGAAAGAAAAAAAGGAACGAAGAAAGGGAAGAAGCCAGAAAUGAAGGGAAUAGACUUUUUGAAAACAUUGAAACUAAAGAUGAUAAAGUAAAUGAAAACAGGAAUCUAGGAAGGAAUGUUGAGAGUGAUAUGAAGAGUUUCAAUGAUUAUUUAAGCUCUUUGGUCAAGGAUAAUGGUAGUUUCGUGAAAUAUAAUAAAGUGUAGGAUCGUGAAUCUAUUUAAGAAGUGACUGUGUUUACCAUUGAACAACAAAUAUUAUUUUAGCUAGUUGUUUUACGUAUUAAAUAUAAAUA
Cydia splendana is the source of this 1360-nucleotide messenger RNA. RefSeq lists its product as uncharacterized. The record is from RefSeq and is a predicted model, not a curated record. NCBI's taxonomy places the organism in Eukaryota, Metazoa, Arthropoda, Insecta, Lepidoptera, Tortricidae. The transcript is spliced from 8 exons. The coding region runs from base 150 to 1271 and encodes 373 amino acids.